AUGGCCUCCACCUAUCCAGGACAUCACGCUGGCGGCCUUCAGCAACCCGGCAUGGCUCAUGCCCACCCUAUGGGCCCCGGACCGGGCCCCAAUCCCGGACAGCCCAUGGGACAACCGAUGCAGAUGCAUCCUGGCGUGUCUGGCCCGAACGGUCCGCACGUCACUCAGGCUGGCCCGAUGAUGGGCAUGCAGCCGGGUGUUGGAGGCCCGGGAGUGGGACCCAACGCGCAUGCGCUAUCACACCUCACUCCGCAAGCCCACAUGUUUCACCAGCAACAACAGCAGAUGCAAGCUUUCGCAAACAACCCAGCGCUCGCAAUGCAGCGGCAGGCCAUGUUGCGCCAACAAGCUCAGCAGCAACAUAUGAUGCAGCAACAGCAGAACGGAAUGGCCAUGGGCUUUCCCAAUGGCGGGAACCAGGCGAUAACGCCGCAACAGAUGGCAGCAAUGCAAGCCGGCAACCCUCAAUUUCAGGUUAACCUGCCGCCGCAUAUGCGUCAGCAGCUGGCCCAGCAACAGCAAGCCAUGCAAGCACAACACAAUCAAGCGCAGCAACACGCGCAACAACAGCAGGCCAUGGCUCAACAUAUGGCUAUGCAGCACGCUGCAUCGCAGCAGAGCAAUUCGGGACAAGGUGGUCCCCCGAGUCAGCAAGGUUCCCAAGGCCCACCGGGCCAAAUGAGACCGCAACCGCCCAUGCAGCCAGGGCACGAAGCGCAAGCUUCGCCCGCGCAGCCACCGAGCCAACAUCACACUCCGCAGCAGACGCAAUCUCAACCGCACCCUCCACCCCAGCCUGCACCGACCCCCCAGCAGCAAAACCCCCAGCCACCGGGGCCACCCCAGCAGCCGCCGCCGCAACAACAGCCGCAGAACCCACAGCAGUUGCAACAGCAGCGGCAACAACAGCAGGCCAUGGCGCAACGGCAAACAAUGAUGCAGCAGCAGGCUCAAGCUCAGGCGCAAGCUCAAGCCCAAGCCGCAGCACAGGCGCAGGCGCAGGCGCAGGCGCAGGCUCAGAACAGGAUGUACGGGACGACUAUACUCAAAUUAUUACAGCUCGCAGACCAUUUGAGUCGUUACUCGGCGGUUCGGCAGGCAAACGCGUUAGAAGGUUGGAAAGCUUUCGUCUCGCGCUUUUUCUCCGAAGACGGUGUCUUCAAACAAUCAUUGCUGGACUACGCGCCCACCAUGGCUCCUAGCCCCAGGCCACCCCAACCAAAGAACUUUGAGAUAUGUUAUCCGUCGAUAGCUCGAUACUUCUACACGCAGUUUCAGUGUGGCGUCGAGAACAUACAGAUGACGAUAGAUGGAGCCCAGGAGAAGGAGUUCGGGACCAACUGUCACUACGUGGAAAGCAAUCGGGCCAAGUUCAUCUACUGGUACAGGAACGGGUGCCAGGUUGUGAGCACCGGCAAGCUCAGCGCGACGUUUGACCAAGAGGACAAGAUCACAUUGCUCGUCUUCGAGACGCAAGACCACUCGCAGUACCUGCCACGCGCGGCCAUUGACAGUCUCUUCGCCCACAAGUCGCCAAUGCAGAAUCAGUCACCUAAGAUGAGCAAGAAGAACGCGCCCAACCAGAGGAACCGGCAGGCGCCCGAGGCCAGCUUGGUCAAGGACGAUUUACCCGAAGCACCUGUGUCGACCUGGGGCGUUCCGGACCCCGUCCUCCAGUUCCUAGAAGUAGGUGCCAUAGACUCCGCUACGCCGAGCAUAAUUUCACCUAACCCAAGACUGCAGGUCAGCGAGACUCUGUAUAAUAUGCAGGAACUCUUCGCUCACUACCACACGAAUCCUGGCAACACGCCGUCACAAGCCAUGAACAGUUUGGUCGCGUCGCUGAAACCUCAACAGAUGCAGCCCGGCCUGCCACCGAGCCAUCUCCAGCAACACCCGAAUCCAAACCCGCAGAUAAACGUUCCGCCAAACGCCCAGGGAAACCCUGGCAACCUUCCACCAGGAGCGCGCACGCCUUCCGGAACCAUGAUCCCGGGAAACCCCAACAUGCAGCCUCAGCACCCUAACCAGCAAUUCAUGUCUCCCCACAUUGCGAAUCUGCAGUUUCCUGGAAACCUCAACCCGGCCGUAAACGGUUCGCCUCAUCUGGCCGGUCAGACGCAUACCCCUUCUCCCGCGAUGGCGCACAUGGCAGCGCCGGGGCUUGUGGCGCAGCACAGCCAGCAAGGGCACAACAGCGCAGGACAGAGCGCAAACACCAGCCCUAGCGUUAGCAACAAGAGACGGCGGGCCUCGGUCAAGCAGGAAACCGAUGACGGCGGCGGAGACAUGAACGGGGGCGCCGCCAAGGUCAAACCGAGCCCGAGAAUGGCCAACAACAGCAAGAGGGUCAAGGGCAACCCGAGUUGA
Aplosporella prunicola CBS 121167 is the source of this 2370-nucleotide messenger RNA. RefSeq lists its product as uncharacterized. Bases 1 to 2370 code for a protein of 789 amino acids. The record is from RefSeq and is a predicted model, not a curated record. The transcript has 4 exons. Gene Ontology annotation, cellular component: nucleus; transcription regulator complex. NCBI's taxonomy places the organism in Eukaryota, Fungi, Ascomycota, Dothideomycetes, Botryosphaeriales, Aplosporellaceae. Gene Ontology annotation, biological process: negative regulation of transcription by RNA polymerase II; positive regulation of transcription by RNA polymerase II.